Molecule: messenger RNA, 1895 nt
Organism: Phragmites australis (common reed)
Lineage: Eukaryota; Viridiplantae; Streptophyta; Magnoliopsida; Poales; Poaceae
Product: high mobility group B protein 15-like
Exons: 7
Coding region: 71-1501 (476 amino acids)
Molecular function (GO): DNA binding
Source: RefSeq, a predicted model, not a curated record
UAAAGUUCUCUCUCUCUAUCGAUCCCAGCAAACCUGUUCGCCUGCCGUAUACUAGAACUAUUUUUUAGAGAUGGUUAACCUCACAGUAAUCUCGCCCCAGCCAAAACCUAAAGCAAAGGCGAAGCACCAAAAUAUUGGCCCGCCGCCGCGGCGGCGUAGUCAAGGGGAGAUGGCGGCGGCCGAGGAGAAGGCCGUAGGGGGCGCGGCGGGGAAGGGGAAGGAGAAGGUGGUGGAGGCAUCGGUGCCCGCGGCGGCGGCGGCGGCUGGCGGGAGGGGGAGGUUCGUGGCCUACCCGGCACGGGUGGCGGAGCACGGGGACGUGGUGACGGACGCCGCGCUCUUCAGGGCGGCGCUCGAGAAGCUGCACGCGCAAAUGGGCACCAGACUCAAGGUGCCAAUUAUUGGUGGGAAAGAUUUGGAUCUUCAUCAGCUGUAUAAGGAGGUCACAUCGCGAGGUGGCAUUGAUAAGGUGAAGGCCGAGAAUAGAUGGAGAGAAGUAACUGCAUCAUUUAUUUUCCCCGCCACUGCAACAAAUGCUUCUUUUAUGUUGAAGAAAUACUAUAUGUCACUCUUAUACCAUUUUGAACAGCUAUACUUCUUUAGAGUGCAAGGCUGGUAUCAACAAGAAAUAGAUUCCAGAACAAAUUCCUUCAUAGUAAAAACUGAAGCCCAAGCUUCCCACAAAAGAAAAAGGGGCAGCAAUGCAUGUUCGUCAGAUCAAGCUCCGUCUUCAGAUAAUACUGAUGUAGAUGUAAUAAUUGAUGGCAAAUUUGAACAUGGCUACAUAGUAACUGUUAUUAUGGGGUCAAAAUCCACUAAAGCAGUCCUCUAUAAUUCCACUGAAGAACCUGCUCAGGCAACUCCUGUACCUCCUGUUGCAAGUAACAACACUGAUUUGAAGGGUGGACGUCGCCACCGCCGCCGUAGGAAGAAGCUAAGUACAACAGACCCCAGACAUCCCAAACCAAACAGGAGUGGCUAUAAUUUCUUCUUCCAAGAUCAGCACAGAAUGCUUAAGCCACAAUAUUCUGGACAAGAUAGGAUGAUCAGUAAAAUGAUUGGUGAACGAUGGAACAAUCUAGGUCCUGAAGAGAAAGCUGUUUAUCAAGAAAGAGGUGUACAGGAUAAGGAGAGAUACCGGACGCAGUUGGCUGCUUAUAAAGAAGAACUGAGAACAGGCCAGCCUAUCAGCAAUGCUGUGCCUAUCCAGCAGAGACUUCCUCAGACAGAAGUAACGAAUGACCAAGUCGGCACGAAGGUGAGUGAAGGCGAUAUGCUUGUGUCCAACCAAGGGUACAGCAGUAGCGAUGAAAGUGAUCAUUCAGGAGAAAAAGCUGUAGGAGAUGAAGAGCUCAACACCGACACAUCUGCUGAGAUGAGCAUGGAAACAACUGAUUCUCCUGGACAGCCUGAUCCUGCUGCUGACAGAGACCGCUUUGAACUGCGGAGGAGGGAAAACCCCAAGGCUGACAAGAAACAGAAUGAUCCACCUGAUUCAUGAUUUGAAUGGUACAUUUCUGAAGGUAGAAAAGAGUGGAAUUUCAAUUGCUGCCAAGCUGCCGGAUUAGCCAGCUGCCUUCUUUUCAGUAUCUGGUUGCUGUUUUCUGCUUCCAUUUAUACAUUACCAUUGUCUUAGGAACAUCAAAGCGCUAAUGUUGUCAGUUAGCACUCUGUUAGCAGUUGAAAAACUCUUCGUUCAGAAUUUGCUUUGCUCACUUCCCUUUGAACUUCAGAGGGGACUGUGGUAGAUAGUUAAGGUAAAAUUCCCGGCAUGUGAGUGGACGGAAAUAGUUUUUUUAAUAUAUUCUUUCAUCCAAUGUAGUUACAGUUCCUUGACCAAUGUUCACUUGUUGGUAACAUCAGGGAAAAUUCAAAGCGGCAGUUGCUUCGAGCUA